AGACGUGGCUCAAGGAUAGCUCGGAGCGGCAAGCCUCGGAGUCGGAGCCAUGACGACCGCACAUAGACCAACAUGGAAUGCGGCAAUCGCCAGCAACAGCAAUCCCGGUGGGAACAUGAUGGUCGCUCAGACGACAAAGAUCAACAACCGGGAUGCCGCAACCUUCAAGAAGAUGAAGUUUAGACAGGCUGGUCAGGGCUUGCUGGAGGAGCGUGCCUCCCGUACUGACAUGACAGAGGAACUGGAGCGCCGAGAGCGGGCUGCUAAAGACGAGCGGGAAGGAAAGGUGAAGGAGAAGAAGAAGCCUUCCCUGGAAGACAAUCCCUUCCCGGAGGAUGCUGAUGAGGAUAUGCCCAGUGAGGAGGAGAAGGAGAAGGAGGAUGAGGACGAUGAAGACGACGAGGAUGAUGAUGCUGAAGAAUUGAUGCGGGAGUUGGCGAAGAUCAAAAAGGAGCGAGAGGAGGAAGAGGAGGCAAAGAAGGCAAUGCAAGCCAAGCAAGACAGGAGAGCACAGAGAGAGGAGGUCAUGAAAGGGAACCCCAUCCUAGCCGACGGUGCAGAUGUUUCGUUGAAGAGGCGGUGGGAUGAUGACACUGUCUUCAAGAAUCAGGCAAGACUUGCGCCCAAAGUCAAGCAGCGCUACAUCAAUGAUGCAGUCCGAAGUGACUUUCACAAAAAGUUUCUCAGCAAGUAUGUGUGGGUGGACGGCGUGGCGCACUGAGUCCCGCUUGGCUCGGGCAAAGCAAAGCCCUGCCGCCUGGGAAAGCACCAGACGAGUUGGGAAAAGCGGGAAAA
Molecule: messenger RNA, 795 nt
Organism: Effrenium voratum
Lineage: Eukaryota; Dinophyceae; Suessiales; Symbiodiniaceae
Source: the annotation of a GenBank genome assembly